AUGGAGCGAUAUCGGCCGUCAUUAACUGUCAUCGAUGUAAAACCGAGAACCGCGAAAAUUCGAUAUUUUCGAAAUUGAUAACUGUAAGCCGAUAUUGAUCAAAAUCAACCGGCUAAAAUCGGGUUGAAAACGUUUAUCUUCAUACACGCUAUUUACCGUCACUAUUUUUUCAAAAAUGUACUUUGAUUCUCAACGGUUUUUUUAAAAAAAAUGAAAACCGAUGAAAAAUUACGACACCGCGACUCGGAAUUUUUUACCGAGUUUGUAUUCAUGUUCUCAAUCAAAUGUUAAAAAAGCGAAUACUAGCGCACGAUCUAGCGAAAACGAAACCGUGUAGCGGCGUUUUCCUGGGAUAACUUUCGCGGCCACAAGAGUGCGCCAAGAGACGGAUGUUGAAUGCGUUCAUCGGAAAAACUUUUGAAACCGAAAUACACUAUUCGAAGACCAACGAAAUAACUCUCAAAAUGAUAUCAAAAGCAUUCCGUUCGAAUACGAGUGAAAUUUAGAAUAUUUUAUUAUACAACCAGAUAUUUAUAAUUAUGGUUUUGAUUUGUUUUAUUAGUUCGCCGGCAAAACUGCUCGUUCACAUCAAAAUGUUUUCCAUACGUUUUGUUUAUACAAUAUUAUGUUUCGAAUUUUCGCGGCGUAUUUUAGAUUUGUUUAAAUUCAGUACUGAUGUGAUAUUUUUCAACAGACUACCGACAACGACGGAAUUUUCAAUUUUAAAAAUUCGUCCAAAUCUUUAAUUAUUAUGUAAAAUACAUUAUUCUUUUUCUCUGUUCGCAGGAGUGCGUCACCACUGGAUUUCGCUUCAGCGUUACGCACGACGAUCCACCGUUUGGCCAGAGCGAGCCACACGAUGUGUGCGGCGGAAACCCGCCGGGCGACAACUCGCUCGCCCAACAGUUGCAACAGCUCCAACAGGACGACGUCAUCGCACCCGAAAAGUCGGUCACGUGCGACUACCUGUCGCCGUAUGCCUUCACCGCCAGAAACUCUCUGGGAUCCACCUCGGGUUCGUACCUAUACCUACGAUUUGAAAUGAACCAGCAACACUACCAUAUUGAAAAGAAAAAAUAUCCCUUUCUUCUCCCGAGAAAACUACUUGUGUCACUGCACCCGCCGCUAAAUAUUCACACACACUUGUUGUUAAACCACGUUUAUUGAGAAAAUAUACUCGUGUUACUACUAAAAAAAAAAAUUUUCGAAAUGAAAUGCUAAGAAGUAUUCGACUUUGAAAGUAAAAAAAGAAAAUGGUAUAUAUAGUAUUGCAUUGAUGAUAUUAGCUAUACCUAUUUAAUAUAAACAACUUUAAGUUUCAAAUUUUCUAUCCGUUUUACAUGUUUACAAAAUAACAGUAGAAGACAAUCGAAUUAAAUAUCUGCCGUGAUUUUCAAACUUCCAACACUAAUUUUAGUUGUUCAAUUUAAAAAUGGCGACUUUUUAAAACAUGCAUAACCGAACUCCACUUAGAAUCGUUUUUCGUUAUCAAUCUUCAACCGUAUACACAUAUACAUUUAAUGUCCCUCUAUAUCCUAUUUUUACAACUUUUCACCUACUGCAUUGGCCCAUCCAUCGAGCUUUUUUCAAAUAAUUUUUACUGAUUUUCAGUAAUAUUACGUAUUCUUGGAGCAUUUUCUUUUUAAAUUCAUGUUUUUUUUUCCCCUAAUAGUUUUAAGUAAUAAUAUCUUUAAUAUCGAUUUGGAAACUGCUAAACAAAUGUUUUAUACUAUGACUAAAUUAUGAAAAUUAAAGCCUUUUAACUCUAUAUAAUUUCUUUACAUAAAAAAUAAUAAUUCGUAUUGUUUAGGUUUUCAGAAAUUUUGAAACGUUUAAAGUUUUAACACAAGAAUACAUUAGAAAUAAUAUAAAAAUUGUCGUUGUAAUUUUUUAUCGUGCUUUGAAAACUGCGUACAGUGUACACAACAGUGUUUCAUUAUUUAACGCGAUACCAAAUGUGUGAUACUUGAAUUAAAAAUUAAAAUAAAAAUCGUGUGUGCGGACUGCACAUCCGGAAUAUGCAAUAUAUUUUUUUUUUCGAAUUCCGUCAAAAUUUGAUCUUGAAACGUUUAUAAGAAAUACUGCUACAUUACGCCCGACUUAUUUUCUUUGAUGACAGAGCACAACUUAUAAUGAGCCUCGUGUUAAAUAUUCGGUCUAGUUAGUUUGUAAGAAGGUGGUUGUUUGAUUUACUGGGCAUUUUUUUUUUUUUGUUAAUCGAGAAAAAACGUAAGGUAAACGGGAAAGUUGAAUUUUGUUUUAUUUUUGUAAUUUGACUAAAAAAUAACAACUGAAAUGUUUGCAGGUCACUUACAUUACUUUUUUCGUCGAUGUGGUAAACGUUUUGAGCUAUUUAUAGGCACUUUUUGGUUUAUGUUGAUAAAAAAUCUUUCGGGGUUAAUCAAAUGUAUGUUCAAAAAUGUUCUACAACAUUCAUUGUCUUAUUGAAUACGAAUAUUUUCUCCAUUUGUAUAAUUUGUUCAAAUACAAUACUAGUAUACAAUUAUGUAAUAUAUAUGUAUUUAAGUAUUCUUUUUGUUUCCUAUAACCGAUAACAUAGAACUACGUACAUACAAAUUUAAAGUGCCAGAAAAAUAUUCAGUUUUAUACAAUAUUAUGUAGAAUCUAUGCCUAAGUUAUUGCAUACUUAAUAUUUAAUAUCGAUUUAAACAAUAUAAUCACCAUGGGCGCAACUUCAGUUUUUGUCUUGAAGGGGCUUUAAUAAUUUCAUUCAAACCAUUAUGUGGGGAGCUUUACCCUUCAGACCUCCCAUCAUAUCUAUACCUAUGUUACUUUACGUACUUUUAAUAUAGUCAUUUAUAUUUAUCAUUUUUUCAACCACUUCUUACACUUCAUAGUUGAACUUAAAAUACCGUUUACUUAAAAUACCAAUAACUUGAUACUUUUAAGUUGAACCGAAUAACGAAGUACAAUACUGAAAUAUUACAGUUAACAAAAAUGUCACUGUUCUUCGUGAGCUGUGGCGCUAUUGGGCAUGAAAUAGUAAGCCAGUAAAUCGAAAAAUAAUCAGUAAAUUACCGAUUUACACGGAGCGCGCGCGUCACCCAACCUCGCUGGCCUUAAAUGAUCCGUCGACUAGUUUAAGCCAUAAGGCCUGUGUGUAAUAGGCUAUUCAAAAGUUAGCCGAUAACGAUACUUAAAUAUAAGUAUUAAAUAUAAUCUUUUAAAUAAAAGAGGGAAUUUUAAUUCGUCGGGUACUGAUAAAAUCUAAUAGAAACCCUAAUCUUUCUAAAAAUACACCACUACAAAGAAAAAUUGAAUUGUUAUCAGUAAUAUUUGCACAGGUCUCGGAAAAAUUCUUAAGAUUAUACCUAUGUGGCAUAUGUGGUUUGGUUACGCGAUAUAGACAUAGAGUUCAAUGAUUUAAUGCUGUUCCUCAGUAUUGUAUACAAUUUUUUCAUCGAUUUUAUUAGAUUUUAACUAGAAAUAUUUAGAAAUUAUAAAAUACUUUCAAAAAACAACAAUACAAAUUAAUAAAUUUUACAAUAGAUUAAGUACAUAAGUUUUGGGAGGGUUUAACACUCAGACCAUAGUACAAAUUUUCGGAGCGGCUAAUCUCAAUAUUGGAGGGGCUAAGCUUCUGCAAGUCCCGCCCCCUUCAACUCGCGCCUAUGAGAAUCGCGUUAUAUUAUUAUAAAGUAAAUCGUAUAAUGAAUUUCCGGGAGAGAAAAUAUUAAACGCAUAUUUUAAACGAAUGAUUUUUAUUAUGAAUUAUAUUAAUAAUAUUAUAUUUAUUUUAUUUAAAAAUUGCGGUUCUCGUAUUUUAUUCCUCGUAAUUUCUUCGGUUUAUCAAUUUAAUGAAAAUAUUACGUAUUUACACGGACCCGGUCGAAUCAAAGAGCCAGUGGUAAGCGACAGCGAAAUUUUUGUAGUGUCAAAUUCCGCUUUAAACUUUACUGGACUAGCGACUAACUAGAGCAAAAUGUUAUAACGAAAAUCGGACGGAAAAAAAACAUAUUUUGUGGCCUAUGGUUCGGGAAGUGUCGUGAUAUACAAGACACGGUGUUCUUGUAUACCGCGGAUACUAAUUGUUCACGGUGAGCUUUAUCAUUGGCGGUCGUGCUGUAUUCUUAACGCAAAUGUAUUGGUUUUACUACAACAUUGUGUUCUUAUUAUUAUUAUUUUUCUUUUGUGACAAACUUGUCAACCCGAAAUUUCGUGCCACUCAAAGAACGACGAGAGAAAUUUUGUUGUAAUAAUGUGGAUUUAGUUGAUAUGCAUUGUGGAGGUCAUUUUUUGAUUAUCCCUGUGUUUACCGUAAUGCACGGUGAAAAUAGACAAAUUUAUAGCGAAAAAGUUUUAAAAUUACUUUCGGUUUUGUUUGGUCCAACAAAAAUCUUACUCCGACAGAAAUCUGUUGAUUAUUUUUUUAUUCUUAUAUCUUCGGUAAAAUGCACACAGGGGACAAAUUUUUUCUAUUUUAUCCAUGCAUCCUCAGUGAAAAUAUAUCUUUUGGUAUUUUUACGUCCACGAAAAAAAAUUAGUAAAGUAGUAAUUCGGAAAAUUUAAGUUACCACACAUCAAUUAUUUAUUCGCGAGUAAUAUGCGUGAACAUAACAAUAAUUAUUGCUCAAUUUCACGAUUGAAAAUAACACGUUCAUGUAUGUGACUUACGCGAUAUUUUCUGCACGUUUUUCGGUAUCACGAAAACUAAUAGACGAUACGGAAUUUUGACUGUGACAUAUUUUGUUGUAUAUCAUCGUAGUAAGCAGUAGAAGCAUCCUGUAUUUGACGAUUUUAUUUUUUAUGUUCAUUUCAGAUAGCAUGACCGUUGCGGAUUACGCCUCGGACGACUUUGGGAUAAGACCGUAUCGUACCUACUAUACCGUAUUAUUAUACCCAUACUGGCUAUAUCUAUUAAAAGGUGGCUCCUUGACUUUCUAUCCGCGUUUCCUUUUCCGCAUCGGCGAACCCGUCCGUACGUUACGAAUCGCGUUUUGUCCCUUUUCGAAGAAAUAUACGCAUUCGUCUCUAACUCUGCAAACAGUAUCAAUGUACAUAAUAAUAAUAUACAGAAUAUAAGACUGAGCGUGAAUGCGAGAUUUUCACAACAUUCAAUACGAAACUUCGUUUAAGUAUACGGAACCGAAAUCUAACGUGCAUUUGUACCUACCCACUUUAUAAAUUAUUAAAACUUUAUCAAUUUACAGUUCGGAUAUUGCAGAGAAAUUAUUUGAAAUCAAACAUAAUAUUGUAAGUCGUAAUAAAUAAAAAAUAAAAACGCUAACUUAUUUUUCGUUUAGAAUCGUAGCUUCGCGAGGAAUAUAUUGGUAUUUCUAUGUUUAUGUGUGCUUUUUUUCUUUUCUUUUCUUUUGGUUUUUGUGUGAUAACAACUUUAAUAUUUGACUAGAAAUUUGCAAAAAAUACCAGAAUUUAUGAAUUUUUAUCAGUGCAAUGUGGAAACUAUUAUUUUAUUUUUUUUUUUUUUUUGAUUUUCCUUGUAGUAUCUAUAAUAACCGUAAAAUACCAUAAAUAGACGUAAAAUAAAAACAGAAAAAUUAAAGGCAUUACUGAUAUCAAUAUUUACAAUUUUGUUGUUAUUUAUAUGAAUACAUAUAUGUGUUGGCUGUAGUGGUUUUUUUUUUUAAUAGUUUUUAAAAUAAUGUUUUUUACAAAAAUAACAAAACAUGUUUAACCCGAUUGGUUUUCGUUAUUAAUAUUUUUUAUCGAUAAAUUAUUUUUCUGUUUAUGGAAAUGUUCUGAUUUGUUGUAUUUAAUAUGAUUUUUAGUUACUAACAUUACGUUUUUAAUUAAAUAUCCGAGUAAUUAAAAAUGUCUAAUUAUUAACACUGAGUUAAAGAUAAUAUAAGUGCUACGUUUUUAAAUAUUAUUCGAAAACGACAUGUAUUUUAAUUGUAAAGCCUUAUAAUAUUAUUUACUUGUAAGUAAAUUAAUUUUUAAUUUCAAUUGUCUGAGUAAAAAUAACUUUGUGUAAUAUUACCGUUUUUAAGGCCAAAUCGAUUUUUCUGAAAACUAUACAUAUUGACGGUUUUCGGCGGUUAUGUUGUACAUUAUUUUCUAUAUGUACCUAUUCUAUAGCAUCAGUUUUGGGUCAGAUAUCUGGGUGACCAUAGCUUUAUCGUCAGUUAAAUCGAUUUUAAGCAUUAUUUGGCAUUUCUAUGUUCUUAUAUGUACAUUGUUUAUCCAAAUACCUACAUAAUAUUAUCGUGUUGGCAUGUAUUUUUUUUUUGUUUAUCGCGUGUGACUUGUUACUUUCUUUUUUUUAUACACUAUAUACAUGUAGGUAUUACCAUAAUAUUAUAUCCUCCGGAAUGGUCUCCGUGACAAAGCCGAAAAACCAACGACUGACACUGCAGAAAUAUUGAGAUACUGUAUCCUUGUGUGUGUGUGUAUGUGUGUGUUUUAUAUGUAGAUAAUUAAAUUUUCGUGCAUUAUAUAAUUAUGUAAUAUUAUACUAAAAAAGUUUCAAUAUAAAAAUUAUACAAUUUUUUUCAUGUAUGAAAAUUCAUUGUUAAGUACUUUACAUUUAUAUGGAUAUUAUUUAUAUCCAUGCCAGUAAAUAAUAUUCCUAUUGUUUAAAUAACGAGAUAGGUUAAAGUUUUUAGUUCGUAAACAAAAUGAAGGCUAGUAAUAAUAUGAUAAUUCUGAAUACAAUACGGUUAAUCAUUUUCAUUGCCUUUCUAGUUUAGCAAAAAUAACUGAAUAUAAUUCUGUUUUUUAGCAAAAGCGUACAAUCCGAUUACCUUAAUCAGCAGACGCUACCGAUUUAAUGUAAUUCCUAUAGGCCAAUAAUCGAAAACUAAAUAUUUUGCUAAGCUGUUCUAUCGCCCAAACAAUUUUAUGUUUCAAUGCUGAGGUUCAGCGAUUUUGUGGAGUAUUAUUUUGAACUAGUUGGUUAUCGAACGAAGUUUUUUUUUUUUUUAUUAAUAAUCUUAGUAAUAGCAAAGGUCCAUUGUGUUAUACUAUCAUUUAUCGGUGCAUAUUUUCUCAAAACAAAUUUCAGAAAUAUUCAGAUUUGUGUGUAUAUGCAAUUCAAAGAAAAAUCGAAUACACGUAGAGACCUGAACCUAUUAACACUAAACUUUGGAUGGCUCACACAUUAUUUAGAAUCUGACUACAUUGUAAAGAAUGCAUUGGCUUUACAAAGCGUGCAAUAUUUCAUUCCCGAAUAAACAUAAUUUUUCCAUCAGGAAUCUUUCUUUUGAAAAAAAAAAAACUACAGAGCUUUUUUAUAUUUAUAUACAUAGAAUUUUGAAUCUAAAUGGUGCAUUAUGAAGAUAGUUUAUUGAUUUUUCUUUUGGUUUUUAAAAUAAUUGAAAAAAACUAGAAAAAAUGUAUAGGAAACGGAAAAAUUUACGGCAAUAGAAGUUUUGUCAAGAAAUCGUUUUUUGAUUUUCUGUACAGUUUUCUUAAUAAUUAGGAAAUCUAAAAAAACAUAUAAAAAAGUGAAAAGUUUAUAGUUACAACGAUUUUAUUAUUUUAAAUUAUUUUUUAUUUUUUUUUUUUUGUGAUUAUGUUAAAAAUAAUAAUUGUAGAGAUCUGAAAUUUUUAUAUGGACUUCCUAUUUUAGCGUUUUCUAAACAUGGUGAAGUUUUCAAAACACUAAGUCUUUGAUAUUUUGAAGAUUUAUUUCAUGUGAAUAAAAUUGUUUAGCCAAACCGGAAUGAUUAAAAAAUAAACACAAAAUUCAUCAAAAGUAGUACUUAGUAGUAAAAAAAAAUAUUAGAGCGUAAUGUAGUAGUUUUUUAUAAGAGUUUUAAGAUCAAAUUUGAAUACAAAUCUUUAAAAUUACGACAUUUCAAAAUAUGAAAUAUUCGCUCAGAACCAUAAUUCGUCAGCAAUUAUUUGAAGUUGUGCGCAGAUAUAAAUAUAAUAACUUUAUGUAUUCUUCCUCCUAACUUCUUAUUUACAACAGUUAGAUCUGUGUCCCAUCAGCUGUAUCGACUAUUUUUAUAUUUAUUUUAAUAAUGAUUUUUGGUUUACUUUGGUGUAAAAUAUCAGUUAUUUUAUGAGUUAAUUUAGUUGUUACAGACAAGGACUUACUGUUUUUAAAAAAUUAACACUACUAGGCAACAAUGGUUAAAGGGCUGGUUAUAGAUUUGGGGAUGGAAACGGGAACAUUAAAUUAAAACGUUAAAUUGGAUGUAUUUGAUUGAUUUCGGUUUUUGAAAAGAUAUUUUAAAAUGUCUGCUUUCAAAUGAUUAAAAAAAAAAAAUUAGCGAUUUAAUUGACUAGGAAAACGUAAACAGUAAUAAUGACCAAAUGAAAAAAAACUAUGUUUAUGAAAAAAUAUCCAUGUAAAAAUGACUAUGUAAUACCAAAUUUCCAUCGGAAAAUACAACCAAAUACAAAAAUGACUCAAUGACAAAAUGUUAUUAAACUAGUCAAUUUUUUCAAUAGCCAUAUUUUUCUGAAUAAUUAAAGUGUUUGGUAUUUAUUAUAUCUUAUAGUUUUAUUAGUUAUGGGUGGCAAUUUUUUUUUUUUUUUUAGCAAUGGCCGCGACGGGCGUAAAAUGUACUAUAUAUUAUUAUGACCAUAUAGUUUAAUGUCAGUCUGUUUACAUUAUGACAUUAUAUAUUUUACACCUUCGCGAAAAUACGAAAGGGAUAUUUUUUUUUUUUACUACGGAUUUAUAUUUAAGUACCUACAUAAUAUUGUUUAUCGGAAGGUUAUGGUAUGCCUAGUGUGGCAUGAAUGUAAAAGUUAUUUAUUUUUUUAUAUUCAGCGUUCGAUAUUAAAAACCAUUAUAUUGUAUUUUAUAGAGAGCAGAUGUGUAAUAAUAUUAUAUUAUCUACUUGUAUUAUAUGAAAUCUGAAGGCUACCUAUAUAAUAUUACAUGAAAAAAACAUUUACAUUUUUUUUUUUUUUUUUUUUUAUAUAUAUAUAUAAUAUAAUACAAAUUGUUAAGUAUUUAAUUUACGUCGAGUUUAAUAAAAAUAAAUUCGUUUUUAUAAUACAUUAUACGCAAUAUUGUAUACCUAACCAUAAUAUAAUAUGAUAUGGAAUUUCACAUUUUCCGUUAAAAAAAACAUUUUCAACAAAUUAUCUAAUAAUUCGUAUUAAAAACCUAAAAGAAAUGUUGAGAAGGUUGGAUACAUAAAAUUAUUUAAUAUACAUAUGUUACCUAACUUAACCAUUGAGAAUAAAAAACAAGGUUUGUUUGUGCACGAUUCGACGAUUCGAGAAGGCCGUCAUGUUUACCAUUUUCAUCAACAUUUAAUCUUAAAACCAUAAUAAAAAAAAAAUAUAUAUAUUAUAUUACACUGAUAAUUUGUUUUACCUUUUUUAUUUUACCACUACAAUUAUUAUGAUGAACCAUAGAGUCAAGGAAAAUAUAAGAUUUCUGUAAAAAUUUUAAUUCUCUAUGAAUAUUUUUAACAGAAUUAUAAGAAAGCAACAAAAUUGAAAAUAAUGUAAUUAUUUUUUCGUAAAAUUUUUUCUCUCGUCAUUUUUCGAUUGGAGGAAGUUAUUCGGUGGAAACGUUGUUUACAGAUGAAAAAAAAAACAUACACAUCAUAGGAAUACAAAUAGUUCCUUCGCUUUACUCCGAAUCUAAAACGUAAACUAAUCCAGUUUAUCAAAAAAUGGCAUUGCUUAUAUUUUUUAUAAACAAAAAUAUAUUACUAAUAGUAAAACAUUUAAUACGUUUUCGAAAAGCAAUUCCAUACGCACGUACCUAUACAUGGUGAAAAUGUUGAAAUAGCUUCUUUUAUUUAUUCUUUUAGCUUUUCGUGGCGGACAUAAAAUUAAAUUUUUGAAAAACGACUCCUACUUAAGAACCUACCUUUUAUACCUAUAUUAUUUUUUUCCAUUUACUUAUUCAUGCAUAUACCCACAUAUAUAUAUAUACUACUACGUAACACAUUUAAUGAUUAUUUACUACCGAAAAAGUAUUUUCUAUGAACAAUUUUUUUUUUUUAAAAAUAAUGUAAAUAAAAAUUUAGGAUAGGUAUAAUAUAAAGUGAUUAAGUUCGUAUAAUGUACACGACGAUAUAUCAUUGUUAUUCAGUAAUGAUUCUGAGCGAAGCCAAUUAAAAAUAUUUUGAUAGUAAAUAACGAAGAUCAUUCGUAACUUUCUUAUCAAAAGACAUAUCUGUUUUUUGAAGACAAUUGUAAUCAAAUAUAAAAAAAAAAACUAACACAAUUCGUUAUCUAUUUUAAAGAAAAUAAAUAUGGGUGGUAUAAAACGGUAAAAUCACAAUUCGUGAUUUUAAAAUAAUUACAAAUGUAUGGUUAAUAUGUUUUAUGAAUAUGGCCUAUGUCCUAUCGAAGUAAUAAAAAAAUGUUCCUAAAUUUGUAUUAUUACUCUGUUAUUUGCAAUAGACUGUAGGGAUAAUUAUAAUGGGUUAGAUAGAUAGAUAGUUUUAUUUGAUAUCAAAAAUAUUAAGUGAUAAUCUCUUACCACAAAUCCAAUAAUUAUGGGAUUUUGACAAUAUGCAUAUAUAGCUGUAGACGUGAAAAACAGCACCGUCUGCCAAAACUUGGAUUUAUUAGACAAGUUUAAAGUACUACACGACGUGCUAGUCGAAUUUUAUUUUUUAUAUCAUUGAUUAAUUUUUUUAAAUUAUAUUUGUGACUGCACAUCGAACUAUAUACUUACUCAGUAAUAAAGUAAGAUUGGUAUGGGUAAAAUGAGACGAGGUAAAAAAGGUGAUCCCUCAUUUUUUUUUUUAAAUCUUUAAUGUUCAUUAAAAGUUUAUCUAAAAAUUUUAUUUAAUGGGUAAUAACUUACUAAUAUCAGUUAGAUGCUAUCUAUGGUUACGGAUCUUUUUUGAUAUCUGAGCACAUGAAGGUUGUAUAUAACAAGAGUUAUACACAACCUUCCGUAAUCAUAUUUGACUAAAAUUUGCAGUAUUUUCACAUAGCAUAUCGUCACUAAAAUAGGAUUUUAUAGGAAUUUUAUAAUAUUGUAAAUGAUAAUUAUUUGUAAAAAAAAAAAAAAUUGAAUGUAGCAGCUCUUUUUUUGUAAUUUAAAACGUAAUAUUAUAAACGACAUAUUUGUGUGAAUAUCCAAUGUUACAGCGUAAUUUAAAAUAAUGUUUUCUGUCGUUUCAACAAGCAGAGUAUUUUAUUGAUUUUUCCAUUUUUUCCCUAGUACUUAUCUAUAUUUAAUCUAACGCGAUUGUAAUACGAACGUUAACUUAUAGUGUUUUCCGACUACCCAUUUUUUGAAACAAAACACCUCUGUAUAAUUUUUUUUCGUUCAGUCAUAGUAUACCAAACGUUUAUCGGGAUAUUUUAUAACAUUGAUUUGAUUGAUCUUUAAUAACCCGAGUUUCGGUAAUAUGAAAACAUGAAAUUAUUUAAUUUACACAAGAAAAAUCCAAACUAUAUGGGUAGACCAUAAUUAUUAUUAAAGUAUAUUAUUUAGUUUAUUUAAAAUAAAUGAUUCUGAGUGAACUCAGCGGUUCUUGCUGGGUGAAAACCAUAUAAAUAAUGUAUCUUUAGUUCGUGUAACCGAGAGAAUUGAAAAAUGUAAAAAGAAAUAAAGAGAGAGAUACGGUGUAUAGGUUAUUAAAUUUAAAAACCCGGUUUUGACAUGUUAUUUUAAGGUUCGUUUGUUGUCAGUAACAAAAAGUACUAAGGAUAAAAUAAGCCGAUUCCCAAACGCACUAAUUAAUAAAAACAUAAAAAAAAAAAAAAUAUUAAAAAGGCGGAAACCUCGUCUUGAGUGGCGUUGGUAGACCGGAACAUACGGUUAAUAAAAUGCAAAUAGAAACGAUGCAAAAAGACAGGUAUCCAAAAUGUAGAAAUGUAAGUAACGAGGAGAUAAAUUAAUGUAUGUAUGGGAUAGGAACCUAUUAUACACAGUUUGUAAACUCGCGGGAUAUUAUUUAAACACAAUGGCGAAACUGUUUUCGAAUUAUUUACACAAAAUAUCCCGGUACACAUUUAUCGUAGACCCGAAUACGGGACCCGGGAACAGUUAAGACCGAGUUUGGUUAACUAUAUAAUAUUCUCGAUCGAAAUAUGCGAACACAUUAUUUAACUCCAGUAUUGCGUUUAUAGAAUUCAUUUCGAAAGAUUUCAAUAAAUGCGGCGAAUUAAGGUACAGCUAUCGUUCGCGCGUGAAUUUAAUUACGAUAUCACGUAGAAUACUGGAACAGCUGGUCGCGGCACGGCGUUGUCAAUGCGUAUUGAAAAGAACCGGACGCCGGGAACGGGUAUCGGCGGGCGUGCCGACGGUGUAAAUGGGUAGCUGGGAAGGCAGGAUACACAAGGUUGUGUUAAACACUGAAUGUCCGAACUGCGUUCGAAUCCCCCGGACAUCGUUCACCGGAUUUGUAUUAUUUUAAAUCCGCGGACUCCGGCGGUGGAAAUAUCGCCGGACGACCGCUGACGUGGGGUACCCGGACGCGAGUCUUUGUCGGUGUUACGUUUGUCUUCCGCGUCGAUAAUCCGUCGACGACGACCCGGGACUCGGACGCGUUGUCGCAGCGGCACAUCAGCUCCGGGGAACGAAAAACGAACACGACGACGUUUACGCGCGUCUACUACGAGUUUUCGUCGUUACGGACGCCGUCCGCGCGCGUUUAUCGCGAAACGCGUUCCCGUAACCGUACAAUACGGCGUUGUACUUGGUAUACGCGCGUACGCGAUACGCGCCAACGGACGGGAUCCCGCCGUAAAACGAACGUACUCGCGUACAGAGCGCGUAAUACGCGCGACGGCGUUUUUCGCUCGCCCGGCGUCUCCGUCAAGCCGAAACGGACGGGAACCACCGACGAUAUCGCGCCGUCUAUGUAUGCGUGCGCGCGCGUGUGUACGGUACGCGGAUAAAAAUAAUAAACAAAUAACCGGGCGCGUAUAGAAAGAAAAAAAAAACAAAACAAUCUUAUCGCGUCUCGCGCGUACGGCGGUAUUGCGUUUUAGCCGUGUCGUGAUUCUCCGUCGCGGUUUUAGUUUGUUCGCGAAGAAAACCCCCUGAGCGUUCCCCGGGGAGACGGCGAAAACACACACAUGCAUAUAUACACGCACGCGUACGAUAUCGUGUGGACGGAAAUUUUCCGCCGCGCGAUAAACGACGGAAAACCCAUCGACACGACACGACUGUGUAUCGGAUAUAUUAUUAUUGUUAUUGUUAUUGUUAUUGUUAUUAUACAGUGUUGCGCCGGAGAAACGUAGACGGUUUGUAGACGCGGCGCGCGGUACGCGAAGGGGACUCAUCGAUUUUUUUCGUCCGUCGCCCGCAACGAUCUCUCGUCUAAUAACAAUUUUAUUGCGGGUUUUUUUUUUUACUCUCGGUUUUUUUUCUUUUUUUUCCUCUACAGAUUACACGAGAAGACGUCGGCCCAUCACUUUGAAAAUCGUCCCGAGGCUGAGCCUUCCGUGCCGGAGCACGUCGGCCCCGACCACCACGGACGCGGACUGGCCGUUCACGAGGUACGUAUGCCCAUGAUACAAUACCGAUUGCACGCGAUAUCGUAUUUAGCGCGGUCGGUUUUCCGAUUCCGCCCGACGUUAAUCGAGCAUCGACAACACAAUGCGUGUAAACGUUACGUUGUAAUAUUGUCGAACGUUCGUUUAAAAUUACACAAUGCGAUAGACGUUGCAUCGAUAAUUACGAAGGCUGUUGAAUAACUGAAACUGGCAAUGUCCACGAAUUUCGGUAGUGUUCAAUCGAGUUUUUAGUUAAUUAACGAUAUUAAUUAAUUAACGCUGCGCAUGAAACGUGUAUGAUUUUGUUACUCGGAACAGACGUAAUUAAUUGCUAUUUUCUAGGAAUAAUAUAGUGUUGCCGGAGACCAAUAUUGCGGAAACUUUUAUUUUCGUAUGCUAUAUGUAUCGUAUUAUUUAUUUGAAAACGUUGCCGUAUGAUUUGUGAAUUGUUAAAGUAACACUUCUAUAAUACAGGCGCAAUUUUACAACGCGCAAUUCAAUACUAUGAAAAUGUCGGCAUUUGAAAAUUAAUUAAAACAGCUUAUUACCCGGAAGGUUAUGUGUGUGUGUGUGUGUGUAAUUAAAAAUAAUAAUAACUAUAAUAAAAGCUGUCCAAGGAUAAUGAGAACGGGUACAGCCACUGUUGUAGCCGGGAAGUUGAGAAAGUAUGAUGCAUAAGGGAAUUUAAUGUAUACCUGUGAGCGAAGAUAAGCCACUGUUCACAAAGAACGUUUCUGAGCGAAGUUCAAUUGAUAGUGAUGCUUUGUCGAAAUAAUUAAAUAAGCAUUAUACAUUUUCUUUAAUUAUAUGUGUUUAAUAUUAUACCGAUUUGUCUGUUUUUCCUGCUAUUUUUCCCGGUUUUCCCGUGUUAUUCCCCGGUUUUCACAUUUUCUGAGAAAACUCUUAGAAAAAACAGAAAAUUACCUCUGUAAAGUACCUUCGCAAGAAAAUUUCAUUUUAGAAUUGGUUCUACAUCAUAUAUAUAUCGGAGUAAGCUUUCUGGUAGAAAAAGUGUUCACAUAAAAAAAAUAAUAAUAAUAAUAAACAUCUUUGUAAAAACAUAAUCCUCAUCGCUCUGCUCAAAAUCUAAAACUCAGAGUUAAAUAUUGAAAUAUUACGUUUAUUUUACUGUGUAUACGAGACUCUAGUAAGAGAAACAGAGAGGAAGAGAGAGAGAGAGUAUUUGAAUCAUUAAAUACACAAAGGGCAUUUUAAAAUUUUUGAAAGAAAAACUCAAAUUUUAUUAAUUAAUGAUAAUAUUAUAGUGUAAGAUAACACAUCUUAAAGUAAGAUUUAUAGUAAUUUUGUGAAAUAUCGUAGUUCCUUAAUCUCUCUUUCCGAAUUCACUACACCUAAUUUCUUCAGGUCUUGUUUCGCGCCAUCGACGUCCUCUAGGUCAGUUUUUUCAAUCUGAGGAUCACGAAUGAUAGUUAGGAAGGGGUGGACAUCUUACAAACAAAAAAAAAAAAAUCAUAAGGAUUGUUUGUAGAAGUUGAAAACCACUGCUCUAUUUUUUUAAUAUAAUUUUGUCUUAUGCAAUUUGUAUCCUUCUAUGAUUUAGUCUAAAUACGUCACGAGUGUAUGCAUUUUCAAAAUUUAAUUUGCUCGUAUUUAUAACUAUACGAAAUCUACUUAAGCCCUUAUUUCCCGGGAUCAAAGUCCCUAAAAUAUUAUAAGUGUAUUCAACUUGUAUGGCCAAAUUUGUAUGUACACUUUAUACAUAUAUACUAUAAUAUUAUUAUAAUAUAAUGUAUUUUAUCAUUUAUGUUUAAUACAUAAACGCGCGUUUUUAUGGUUUUUGAUCAUGUUUUUUUGGUAAGUACCUAUUUGAAGUUUAUACACCAUUCGAAUGUUUUUUACGCAAAUCCCGUUUAGUAUACUUUUUUAUAUUCCUGUUUAGAAUUUUUUCGUCGUUUGUACAAACAACAAAGUAUAAUAUUUCAUUUUAUUAUUAUUAUUAUUUUUUGUUAUUUUUUUGUUUGUGAUACUCCCUUUAUAUUUAAAUUCUUCCGAAUAUUAUUAUAUUAAAUCAGCGUAGUAUUUUAUUUUAUUUUAUAUUUUUGUUUUUCGGGAUUUUUAUAUCGUUUUCAUUAGCCUAUGGAAACGGGUAGCGAGGAAAAAAACACAAUUAAAAACUAAAGCUAAUAAUCGUGCGUGUAACUAUAUUAAAUUAAACGAGUCUUGCAGUUUAUUAUUAUUGUAUUUUUUUGAAGUUAUUUCAAACAAUUUUUUAAUUAAUAUUGCAAGUAUACACUAGCUAUGGAAUAAGAUACAGUGUACACAAUACGCUCGCGUAUUAUUUAAUAUGAUAACUAAAAACAAAAAAAAAAAAUAAAAAAAUAAAAAUAGAGCUUUGUUUUUUUACGAGCAUAGAAAGCAAUAUGAAGAGUUUUUUACAUUUGUCGAAAAUAUUUUUCUACCCGUUCGUAUGUAUGAAUAUAUCAUACGCUUUCAGUUAAUUAAAAUUUGGUCAAAUCUAAAGAGGAAUGAUUUAAUAGGUAAUAUUUAUUAAACGCGUUAGUGUUGUUAUAUUAUGUAUAGACUGGAAAAUAGUAUUUUGUUUUUGUCAUUUAACGAAAAUAAUAAUAAAGUGUCUUAUUCUUGUUUUUAUUGUAUCAUAUGUAUCUGGUGGAAUUCCAAUCUAAUAUAUAAUUUUUGAGUGAAAAUGUAAUAUUAAUAUAUUCAAUCAAUCAAUUAAUUAAUUAAUAUUCAAUAAUUGUAAAAUAAACGAGCAAAGUGACGUAGAAGGUAUAAUUACCAUUUCCGUCGUGAAAAAAUAACAGCGUUGCCACAUAAGUACGCCAUAAAAUUUUAACACAAUUAAUUACACGCAUUGUCUACAUACCGGCGCCACCUGCAGUCACUGUGGCGAUUGUAUGAGAGCCGUCCGGCCGAGGUCCACGUAUUGCGUAAGACGCGAGACGCGUACGUUUUUUUCAUCGAAUCUUCACUUCUCUGGGUUCACCCAGCGAAAACACUCUUUUCUGCUCAUCUAAAACCUUUGUUACCCAUAUUUUUCUAAACCCAUACAGUAGUUGCAGAUACAAUUGGCGGGCUGCUGCAUCUAGUUAAUCCACAUCUCCUUAAACCUGGCAAUUGUACUUAUUGUCACCUAGUUUUCUAUCAUACAUUUAAACGUGUCCUAUUUUUAUUUUUCUCAUAUAACCCAAUACGAACGCACGCACACACGCAAUAUUAUAUUACGUCUGAUUGACUUAACAUUCCGUAGUUGAUGAUCGGCACUCAGUAUUAACAAUUGUCUGUAAAGUUUUCCAAUACAUAUACACACACACACACACACGAUAUAUUACGUCUGAUUGACCCGAGCAUUGACUUAACAUACCGCAGUUGGUGGUCGUCACUCAGGUUAAACAAUUGUCUGCGCAUUUAUAAUGUAGUAACCACUUUAAAGCGCAACGGCUACACAACAAUACGUCGGCUAGCGAUUCGUCACAUUAAACGUAUGAGUCUCCCACAAGCCGUCGCUUAUUAGCGACCCGACGUUCGAGUGUAGCCACAUAAAUAUCUAUUGGCACAGUAGAUUUGGUGACGAAACAAUUAGAAAACCUACUUAUUGUAAUAAUCCGUCGAAACCCACGCAUCCUUAUACGCGCUCCUUACAUUUUGAGCAACGAACUUCAGGCAGUAUACCGAGGUAAGUGAUUAUUUUCGUAUUCUCGUGGUAGAACAAGUAAAAAAAUUAGGCAGACGCAAAUAAAUGAAUAAAAAAUUAUCUCGCGCGGUAGGUAGCUGCCGGCCAAUGUUAAACACAAUACGUCUUUAUAUUAGUAUGCAUAUGUAUAUUUCACGACGAUGAUCGUAUAACAAACGCACACACAAACACACAUAGAACGAUAUCUACACAUAUUCAUCGACGGACAAACCGCCGUCUAUCCGUAUUGUACACACAUUACGUAGUAACAAUACCAUGUCACGCCAUACACCCAUGUAUCGGUAUCUAUUUCAUUUGGCUGUUCACCCCUCAAGACCACACUCCUCCACACCGUAUUAUUCUACCUUCUCUCUUUACUUUAUUCUAUUACUUUUAAUUUUUGUUCUACUACAAGAGUUUAUCGACUACCUCUAUUUUUGGACAAGUCGAUCGUAUUUCUGCGCGAUCAGGGGUUGAGUUAUCACGACCGAAUUUAAUAAGCAAUAGAUUGUAAUAUAUACGUAUGCAAUAGAUGCGUAUGGCUUAUAAAAAUCUAAAUGCAUUACGCUUGUCUUUUUCAUUGCUUAGUUACUUACUUACUUAGUUUUUUAUUACUUAUUAGGUAAUACAUAAUAAUGUGAUAAUCCCCGUGUUAAAUUAUUAAGCAUUUCUGCUCUGCCAAAACAAUUCUGUUCACAUAAAAUCAAAUUAAAACUAAGAAAACUCGAAAAUAUUAAAUACACGUAGAUAAAAGGUUUACAAAUUGAAAGUGCUUAUACAAUUUUACUACGUCUAAAAAAUUCUAACAUAAGAACUCCGUGCAAAUUUCAGGCCGAUAUAGAAAAUAAUUAUGAAUACGUUAUUGUCGCCCAUUUCUCCGUUUGUCAACCUUUUCUCACAGGUUUUCUAAAUUAUUAAAAAAACAACAAGGGAAAUCAAAAAAUAACCUCCUCGAUGCACGAACUGUUUAAUUUCAGAAAAAAAAAUUAUUAUAAAAAUAAUCUGGAAAAACACUCACAUCAUAGUAAAAACCAAUAAUAUAUUACUCGUUCAGAAUAUAAAAAAAAAAGUAUGUUUUUAUUUUUGAAACACGCAUUGCAUAUUAUGUAUUCGGUUUAUAUGCAUAUGAAUAUGGCGAUCGUUAAGGGUUUUUUGUUCCAUUUUAAUCAGAUUUUAUAUCCUGUUAUCUGAUUAUGGUUUUUGAUUUCCCAAGAGUAAAAUUUAUCCUUUAUUUGUAUUCACCAUAUUAUUAUAAUAUUUUAUUAUAUACGGGUAUGAUUUUCUUUUUAACCAUGAAAUAAAUACAAACAAAUUAUACUGUUAUUUUCCAAAAAUAAAAUAUAUGUAUAUAUACAUGCACCUCUUACAAAAAUGUUUCAUAAUAUUGUGUAUUGUAACAAUACAUUUAUUAUUUGAUUUGGUGUUUUAAUAUACAACCGUGAAAUAAUCAAUUGAAAAUUAAAAUAUAAUAAAUUGUAUAGUAUGCAGCUGCAGUUCCCAACCUGUGGUACGCGGAAAUCUCGUAGACAUUUUUUUAAUUAGUGAACAAAAAAAUUAUUAGUUAUGUAGUUUAUUAAUCUAUAAAUAAUAAUACAAAUAUAAUAACUGUGCAUAUUUUAAUUUGUUUGGGUGCACUUAACGUUUAAAAUUAUAUAGGUUUAAUUAAAAAAAGCAACAUAUAUGUAUAAAACAAUAUACACAUUUUAUUUCUUACUUAUUAAUCUUUAGUAAACUUUUGAUUUUUAAACUGCAAUACAAAAAUAGUUGACUUUGUCCUUUAAUAUUAAAAUUAAUUGGCCUAUUAUNAAGUAUUAACUUUUUCGACAUUUUUUUUAUAGAAAAUGUUAAAAACAAGAAGCUCUACAAUUUUUUGUUUCUGAUAUUUGUUGUCAUUCUUAUUUUUGUGGGUGAAAGUACUUAUUUAUCUUUAGUAAACUUUUGUUUUUUAAACUGCAAUACAAAAAUAGUUGACUUUGUCCUUUAAUAUUAAAAUUAAUUGGCCUAUUAUGGAACUAAUACCAGAACAUAUUCUGUGCAAUCGUGUAAAUUUAUUUCGAUGUCUUUUUUUAAAUCUUUAAUGAGAUAAAAGUAUAGUAUUAUGUAGAAUGUCCCAAUUUAAUAACGUUUAUAUCCUUUUUUUUACGAAAUAAAAACAUUUCAUAAAGACCUGCGUGGUUUUACAGAUUGUGUUUAUUCCUUUAAGUUUGACAAAAUUGGUCAAUUCGUUCUAAUCUUAUUAAAAACAGCUUACAUUUUCUUUAGCUUAAAUUUCACAUGCCGUACGUUUGCAAAACGACAGAGACAGAAGUCGCGUCUUCUUAAAAAUACUAUGAUAAUCUUUUUACGUUACACAAAUAUUAUUAUAUGUGUACAUUCCGUGUAUUUAUACUAUUUCUAUGUUAAAACAGAUAUAAGUUCGAGUCUCUUGUGGUAUAUUCGAUGCUGUUUAAGGUAUCUCAAAAUUUGUUGAUAAUUUAUUUCAAAUUUUAAUAUAACCUACACGAAUGAUUAAUAUAAUAAUAUUCUAUAAAAUACUUUCUCUGUAAUAAAACAUAAGCAAAUAUGAUAAAUAUGUCAAAUUACACCGAAUGAUCUGUGAAUCGAAAAGACUUCUUUAAAAAAAAUGUAAUUAUUUUUUAGACGCCCGAAAGUAAUACGUAUAGUUAAAGUUUGGUAGGACAGAAACGGAGAAAUACCUUCUCGAACGUGUGACCACGACCAACGCGCGGUCGACGACCCCGAGACACAUAUUAAUUAUUUAUAUUAAAAACGAGACUAGCCUAAUUACAAAGACUUAUCGUAAAUAACAAAUUUAAAGUACAUAGUGUUACAAAAACAAUAAUAUAGAGCACAGACACAAUAACUAAGUCGAUGAUGUAAAAUCGCAAUAACUAAAGAUAACAAUAUAAACAAAGAAAAUAAAAUCUAGAAUAAAAAAAUAUGGGUCCUGGUUGACCAAUUGCAUUAUUCUAAAAAGAGGAAAGUUAGACAUAUAACUGGUAGAAAAAAAAAAUAGAAUACAGAAAGGGUUUAUAGAGCAGGAGAUAUAAACAGGGAUACGAAAGUAAACAGCCUGCGGCAAUUCAGGCGCGCCAAGAUUUCCAUUAAUAAGUUUAACUAAAAAGGUUAAAUUCGUUUGCUUUCUCCUAUCAAUGUCUAGCGUCGGUAGAUUGAGCUCCCGAGGCACCAUACUUUAAAAACUUACGCUGCACACGCUCAACUUUGCAUCGGUCACUAAUUGUAUAAGGGCUCCGUACCGCUGCGCCAUACUCUAAGCGAGAACGAACAAAUACACAAUAAAAUACCUUAAUGGAGCAAGAAUGUUUAAAGUCAACAGAUAUUCUCUUAAUAAGUCCAAGCAUUUUAAGAGCCUUACAAGUUACCGUUUCAAUUUACAAAUGGAAGCAUAGAAUAUUGUUUUAUAAGAAGUGGCGCCGCAGGGAAAGCAGCAAAACUCGCAGAGUAAACAUUUGGAAAAGGCAAAAUUUGAACCAGUAAAACUCGGGAAGGUAAAAUUCUGAAUUUGCAAUACAUACUAAUCGCCAUGCUCGUGAUCGAAACCGGUAUCGGACACAGGAUCUGAUAACGUGUGACGUCAUAAAACGAUAUGACUAAUAUACCUGUUACUAGUUGAAUUACCCGGCUUCGCACGAAACAGUAUUACAAUGGAAAAAGUCAUUAAGGAACAAUAGCAGAUAUAUUUCAGAAGCAGCAAGAAUUUCACGGGGGGUGACAUAAGUGGAGGGACAUGUGACAACGGUAUUCGGUAAAAUUUCUGUAAAUAUUACCACGCGGCAUCACGUUGUACAAUUCAAACCGUUGACAAUUUUUACAAACUUCGUACAGCACGUAUGUAAAAAUUGCAUGCCCGUUACUGAGAUGCACGUGAUAAAGUACUGUUUACAUGGAAUAUGACAAAGAACAAAAAAAAAGCACGAACCGUUUUUUUUUCACACGUAUAACAAGGUGAGGUACCGUGUCAUCCCGAACGUCAAAGCUGAGCUCCGUAUAUGUGCGUGUAAAUCUACUUACAGCUAAUUACAGUUUACCAAUACAAACAUUAAACUGUGGUCGAUCAUAAUAUUAAUAAUAAUAAUAAUAUAAAAGCAGUUAUAAUUAUUUUACCACGGAAACGUAGAAAUUAUCGGGAGUCAUGGUGAAAACACGGUUUUUUUUUCAAUACUGACACGGAAUAUUCAAAACAGUUAUUAUUAUUUUACCACGGAUCGUUUAUUCUGUUUUAUUAAUUAGGAUAAACCGGAAAAAGACGAAAAAUGAAAAUUAAAAGAUUGACGGCGUCUAUUUUAAUUUGCACGGUUUAUAUUUUUAAGACACCAUUUAUAUUUAAUUUUUUUGUUUUUCGGUUGGUAAGAAUGGUAUAAAAAAAGUGGAUUCUACGCCAGGAGCAGGAGCAGGAACAACGAUCAAGUGCUAUACCUAA
This is a messenger RNA of Cinara cedri, 21455 nucleotides long. The record is from the annotation of a GenBank genome assembly. Lineage: Eukaryota; Metazoa; Arthropoda; Insecta; Hemiptera; Aphididae.